GUCUGACCUGUCGUGGUGUUGGACAACAAAAUAUUGGAAUUCAUUAAACAAAUGUAAAAUAAAGCAAAGUAAUGGGGAAAUUUGAAUAUCCAGAUGUUCGAAGGGAUGAUACAAAAAUUGAUAACUAUCAUGGACAACAGAUUGCUGACCCAUAUCAGUGGCUAGAAGAUCCUGAUAGUGAAGAAACAAAGAAAUUUGUUGAUGCUCAAAAUGAUCUGUCUCGACCAUAUAUUGAAGCGUGUCCUGUACGUAAAAAGCUUCAGGAAAGGAUUACGGAAAUGUGGGAUUAUCCAAAGUAUGGCUGCCCAAAGAAGCAUGGGAGCUGCUAUUAUUAUUUCUAUAAUACUGGAUUACAAAAUCAGAGUGUUCUUUAUGUACAAGAUUCUCUAGAAGGGGAAGCAAGAGUUUUUCUCGACCCAAAUAAACUCUCCGAAGACGGUACUACAUCUCUUCGUGGGACAGCUUUCUCUGAGAAAGGGGACAUCUAUGCUUACGGACUAAGUGAAAAGGGUUCCGAUUGGAUAACCAUCAAGUUUAAGAAUGCACCAAGUGGGGAAGAUUUACCUGAUGUUUUGAAGAGAGUGAAGUUUUCUAGUAUGGCAUGGACACAUGAUGGUAAAGGUCUCUUCUAUAAUAGUUACCCAGAACAAGAGGGCAAAUCUGACGGAACAGAGACAACAUCAAAUUUAAACCAGAAGUUGUUCUACCAUAGGUUAGGAACUGACCAAUCAGAGGAUACCUUAGUCGUAGAAUUUCCUGACAAUCCAAAAUGGAUGAUAGGUGCUGAGGUCAGUGAUUGUGGACAUUAUCUCGUUCUUGCUAUAAGUCAGGGUUGUGAUCCGGUGAACCGUCUGUAUUUUACCGAUCUACGUACAUUACCAGACGGUAUUAAUGGGCUUAUACCAUACGUCAAGGUUGUUGAUAACUUUGAUGCUGAGUAUGAGUAUAUUACAAAUGAGGGCAGCUUAUUUACUUUUAAAACCAACUUGAAGUCUCCAAACUACAAACUUAUCAACAUAGAUUUCAGUAAAUUUGAAAUGGAAAAUUGGAGCACCCUUGUAGAGGAACAUGAGAAGAAUGUUCUAGAGUGGUCAGCUAUUGUAAAUGGCAACAAACUAGUGUUGUGCUACCUCCAGGAUGUAAAGAAUCAACUGUAUGUACAUGGUUUAUCAGAUGGUAAGAGAAUCUGUCAGUUACCAUUAGAAGUAGGGACAGUUGUUGGGUACUCUGGCAAGAAAAAGUUGACAGAGAUAUUCUACCAGUUUAUGUCAUUUUUGACACCAGGUAUUAUCUAUAGAUGUGAUAUGACAACCGAUCAGUUAGAACCAAAGGUCUUCCGUGAUAUAAAAGUGAAGAAUUUCGACUUUGACAAAUUCACAACGGAACAAGUGUUCUACAGUAGUAAAGAUGGGACCAAAAUACCAAUGUUCCUAGUACAUAGAAAAGACAUAAAAAAAGACGGUUCAAAUCCGGUGAUGCUGUACGGUUACGGUGGAUUCAAUAUUCCUAUAAGCGCAAGUUUCUCAGUGUCUCGACUUGUUUUCUUACAACAUUUAGGCGGUGUUUAUGCAGUGGCUAACAUUAGAGGCGGAGGAGAAUACGGUGAAACUUGGCAUAAAGGUGGAAUAUUAGGAAACAAACAGAACGUGUUUGAUGACUUCCAGGCAGCGGCUAAAUACCUCAUAGAGAACAAAUACAGUAGUCAUAAUAAGAUAACAAUCAACGGAGGGUCAAAUGGAGGGUUGUUAGUGGCUGCCUGUAUAAAUCAAGCACCUCAAUUGUUUGGAUGUGCUAUAGCACAAGUUGGUGUGAUGGACAUGUUGAAAUUCCACAAGUUCACUAUAGGGCAUGCAUGGACAACAGACUACGGUUGCUCUGAGAAAGAGGAAGAUUUUAAAUGGUUGAUAAAAUAUUCUCCCCUUCACAACAUACAUGAACCAGAGGGAGAUAACCAGUAUCCGUCCACCCUUUUACUCACUGCUGAUCAUGAUGACAGAGUUGUCCCCCUUCAUUCACUCAAGUUUAUAGCCCAGCUUCAACAUGUUGCCGGCAGACAUGAAAAACAGACCAAUCCCUUGAUGAUACGUGUUGAUACUAAAUCUGGGCACGGUGCUGGAAAACCUACUGCCAAAAUAAUUGAAGAGCUAAGUGAUGUAUACAGUUUCAUCUAUCAGAGUAUAGGACUGCAGUGGUCCGAUUGACUACAAAAUAAACUUUAGAUCUUCUACAGUGAAAAUGUGAUAUAAAUUUCUUUAGUCAUAACAGAUUUGUCUACAGAAUACACUAGUAUUAUCUCUACAGAGCAAAACAAUUUCUAGUCUCCACUUUAAUUAUUUUCAUUUACUUAAAAGAUAUAGUAUGCUUAUCUUUGGGUAUACAUCAAUUGCAGAAAUUUAUUGAAAAUAUAGAAAAUUCUUCCUGAAUAUGUCUAAUUUGAAUAAGUGAAUUUAUAAACUAUGUUUGGGAAACUGCAUUCCCUAUUACUUGCCAAAUUUAUUUGGUCUAUUCUUAUAAAAACUGCCAAUUUUUAUGACACUGUGUAAUCAGACUGUGAUUACCUGUAAUGUGUACAGUUUAAAACUUAAUUUAUUUCUCUGUGUGUAUUCAUAACAUAAAAUAUUGUUUUUUUUUACAUUUUACAUUUUCAAAGGAGACUAAAUAGUAAUUAUCAUUUUUAUUUGAAGAUUAAUUUGAGCCUUAUAUAUCUUUAAUUCUUUUGUCAAACACAAGAUUGACUUCAAGGCAAACGGGACCAAAGUGAUGGCAUAGUUAAAGGGACUCCACUGAGGUUUAAAAGCGUAAAAACAUAACAUUUGAAUUUCUUACAUAAAUGAGCUGGGGCACUUUAAACAGAAAUAUAGGAAAAAAGAUAGUUAAGAAAUAUACUUUAGAAUAAAUUGAAAAUGGUAUUUUUAUGCUUUUCUUAGCCCGAUUUGAGAGAAAAGCGUUUAAACAGUUUUCAUUUUCGGUCAUUUUUUUACAAUUUGAAUAAUUAUUCUGGAAAUACGAAGUGCGCAAAUGAUCAAAAAUUUUGCACAAAGAUUUAUGGUCUCAACCUACAUCAAAUGGUACAUUUAUCUAGAAAAAAUAUUUUCAGUCCCAUCAUGUCAAAAUACCUCAGUGGAGUCCCUUUAACACAUCAGACUAGUAUGUAUUUUAAAGGAUUACUGGAUGGAUGAGAUCAAACCCCAUCAGGGCUAAGCAUUUUUCUCUAUGAGAAAGAAUCUUUACACUAAUUUCUUGGUACUAAUUGGCCUGUCUGUAAGCUUAUAGCUUCCUUCACAAUAGAACUAAAAUAAAUUAUGUAUAUACAAACAAACUAUAACAGCUAACUACAUUAACAGCUUUAGUUUAGGAACGGGGUUGUCAUAAACAAUAAAAAUACAGGACAAUCAAUAUAAAUUUGCAAGGACAAUAUUAUUAAUCAGUUUGUCAACAAUUAAUAAAGAUAUUAAAGAUAUU
Molecule: messenger RNA, 3462 nt
Organism: Ruditapes philippinarum (Manila clam)
Lineage: Eukaryota; Metazoa; Mollusca; Bivalvia; Venerida; Veneridae
Product: prolyl endopeptidase-like
Exons: 20
Coding region: 72-2201 (709 amino acids)
Biological process (GO): proteolysis
Cellular component (GO): cytosol
Molecular function (GO): oligopeptidase activity; serine-type endopeptidase activity
Source: RefSeq, a predicted model, not a curated record